Eriocheir sinensis (Chinese mitten crab) is the source of this 2381-nucleotide messenger RNA. RefSeq names its product sphingosine-1-phosphate lyase-like. Gene Ontology annotation, molecular function: pyridoxal phosphate binding; sphinganine-1-phosphate aldolase activity. The record is from RefSeq and is a predicted model, not a curated record. Lineage: Eukaryota; Metazoa; Arthropoda; Malacostraca; Decapoda; Varunidae. Gene Ontology annotation, biological process: sphingolipid catabolic process; carboxylic acid metabolic process. The coding region runs from base 160 to 1833 and encodes 557 amino acids. The transcript is spliced from 13 exons. Gene Ontology annotation, cellular component: endoplasmic reticulum.
AGGGGACGACUUUCAGUUGGCCCCCGACUUCAGCAGAAGGCGGGAGUCGUGAACGCCCUAUCACCCCCUCACUACUGCCGCUGUCGUUGCUCCUCCCUCUUCUCCUUUCCCCCGAAGCAACCCAUCAGGAGUCCACGUAACCCUAGACCGCCCGUGAUCAUGGAGGUGCUACGGGAAUACAUCAGCAGGGUCAGCGAUGCGGUGGAGGAGGCGGCGGAGGGCGUGGAGGCGUGGGUACUGGUGGUGCUGACGGCGGGAGUCACGCUGGGCUCCAUCACGCUGCUGGACCUGUACCGCGCAAGGCAAGACGUGUACCAGUCAGUCCGGCAGUGGGUGUUCCUAAUGGUCCGUCGCAUCCCCGCCGUCAGGAGAGAGAUCUCGCGCCAACUUGAUCAGACGCGGAGUGAGAUCGAGAAUAAGAUGUUCAACACAGAUACCGGGGGCCUGCCGCCGAUGCACGCACUGCCCCGCGUCGGCUGGACCGGGGAGGAGGUGGUCGCCGCCGCCACGAAGGUGCUCGGCGCUGGAAAGUACGACUGGAAGCAAGGCCGCAUAUCUGGAGGGGCGUUUAGCGGGACGAAGGAUGCCCUGACGAAGCUACUGACGGAGGUGUACGGCCGCUACGCUCUCUCCAACCCCCUGCACAGCGACAUCUUCCCCGGGGUGCGCAAAAUGGAGGCUGAGAUUGUGAAGAUGACCCUUGACCUCUUCCACGGCGAUAAGGAGGCUUGUGGCUGCAUGACGACGGGCGGGUCUGAGAGUCUCCUGCUGGCGGUGAAGGCGGCGCGGGACUGGUGCAGGGAGGAGAAAGGCAUCACGCGGCCGGAGAUGGUCCUCUGCUACACGGGCCACGCAGGGUUCGAUAAGGCCGCCAGUAUUCUCGCCAUCAAGCUGCGUAAGGUGGCGAUGGAUCCAGUGACGGGCAAGGUUGAUCUGCGGGCCAUGCGACGGGCCAUCACCUCGAACACUGUGAUGUUGGUAGCCUCGGCGCCGAACUUCCCCCACGGCAUCAUCGACGACGUGGAGGCCGUGGGGGCGCUGGGGCAGGCGUGGAACAUCCCGGUGCACGUGGACUGCUGUAUGGGCGGCUUCCUCCUGCCCUUCAUGGAGGCCGCAGGAUACCCACCGCCGCCCUUCGACUUCCGCGUCCCCGGCGUCACGAGCAUCUCCGCCGACACUCACAAGUACGGCCAGGCGCCCAAGGGGUCCAGCGUGCUUAUGUACCGCAGCCCCGAGUUCCUCCACCACCAGUACUUCGUGACGCCCAACUGGCCAGGCGGCAUCUACGCCACCUCAGGAGUGCCGGGCUCGAGGGCAGGCGGGCUGGUGGCGGUGUGCUGGGCGGUGAUGCUUUACAUCGGCCUGGAGGGCUACACUACGGCCACCAGGGACAUCAUCGCCACCGCCAGGAAGCUGAAGGAUCAGCUGAGACAGGUGCCCGAGGUGGAGCUCUUCGGCGACCCCCUCACCUCCAUAGUCGCCUUCCGCACCAACGGCGUGAACAUCCUCACCGUCGGGGACAUCCUCACCUCCCGGGGCUGGCACCUCACCUUCCUGCAGUGUCCGCCAGGCCUGCACCUCUGCCUGACCAGCCUGCAGACCCGGGAAGGACUCGUGGAGGAGCUCGUCAGCGACCUGCGGAAGGCGAUUGAGGACGUUCGGGUCAAUCCUACGCCCGUGGAAGGCCUCGGAAAGGUGUAUGGCACAGCGGCAGGCAUCCCGGACAAGUCACUGCUGGGCGACACUGCCAAAAUGUUCCUCGGCUGCUACUACGACACCCUGAGCAAACCCAUUCAGACCAACGGCGUCCACCCGCCAGCUCCCGCGAAGUGACGGAGGAGCCUCUUGUCACGCUUAUUGGCCACCCCGGCCCCCCCCCCCCCCCCCCGCCCACUCACCAUUUCGGCACUUCCCCUUUCUCUCUACCCACUCUUGACUCACCGCUUCCAGAUACUCGCUUUCACCUACUCACGCCCUCCUCAGGUACCUUGGGAAUUUAAUUUAUAUCCGCAUUUUCAAGCAUUUCAGGGCUUACACACCCACAUGUGAGAAUGGUUUAGUAAGGGUUGUGUUUAAAUUUCCAGCUGUAUUUGUAUGAGUUUAGUGAUAGUGUAAUAAGGGUUCUGCACCAUGAAUAUGAAAACACUCGACUGAUCUCUUUGUGGACUUUGAGAAUAGUUGUGAGAGUCCAAAGCGUCUGAGAAUUCCAGGCUAUGAAUAUGUGUGUCUAAUGGCCUGUUGUGGCACGCUCUCGUUUCCCCUGUAGACAUACGCCAUGAUGUGCCUUCAGGGUCGUAUUGGUAGGACUCAUGAUUGCUCGUACAUCUUCUAUUAUAAAAUCCAUACUGAAUGAAAAGAUGAUUAAUAAAAUACAAAUAUUC